Bombina bombina (fire-bellied toad) is the source of this 1008-nucleotide messenger RNA. RefSeq names its product motor neuron and pancreas homeobox 1 (gene MNX1). Gene Ontology annotation, biological process: endocrine pancreas development; regulation of DNA-templated transcription; neuron projection morphogenesis. Bases 1 to 1008 code for a protein of 335 amino acids. The transcript has 3 exons. Gene Ontology annotation, cellular component: nucleus. The record is from RefSeq and is a predicted model, not a curated record. Gene Ontology annotation, molecular function: sequence-specific double-stranded DNA binding; DNA-binding transcription factor activity, RNA polymerase II-specific. Lineage: Eukaryota; Metazoa; Chordata; Amphibia; Anura; Bombinatoridae.
AUGGAAAAGUCUAAAAAUUUCCGGAUUGAUGCUCUCUUGGCCAUCGAUACCCCUAAGGUUCAGACAUCUCCGCUGGCCCUUGUCACCUCUCUGUCCUCUUCCUCGCUGUCCACAUCUGGGAGCCCCCCAUCUGAGCACACAGACAACCUGAGGACUGACAGCCCAUCCCCACCGAGGACAUGUGGGCUGGUGCCCAAACCGGGCUUCCUAAGUAGUCACCAGCACCCUGCAGGGAUGAUGGGCUUGCACCAUCAGGGGGGAGCAGGGAUCCCCCCUCAGGCCCUCUAUGGACACCCAAUGUACAGCUACUCUGCAGCAGCAGCCCUGGCAGCUGGGCAGCACCCAGCGCUCUCAUACCCCUACUCCCAGAUGCAGGGGUCCCACCAUACCCACCCUGUGGACCAUCUCAAGAUCAGUGCUGGGACCUUCCAACUGGACCAAUGGCUAAGAGCUUCCACUGCUGGCAUGAUGCUCCCUAAAAUGGCAGACUUUAACUCCCAGGCUCAAUCUAAUCUAUUGGGGAAAUGCAGAAGACCAAGAACAGCUUUCACCAGUCAACAACUCCUGGAGUUAGAGCAUCAGUUCAAAUUGAAUAAAUAUCUUUCCAGACCAAAACGCUUCGAAGUGGCCACAUCUCUCAUGCUCACUGAGACCCAGGUAAAGAUCUGGUUCCAAAAUAGACGCAUGAAGUGGAAAAGAAGCAAAAAAGCUAAAGAGCAGGCGGUGCAGGACGCUGAAAAGCAGCAAAGAGGAAGCAAAGGAAGCUGUGAGGACCAGAGCACAGAGGACAAACAGGAGGAGAAAGCCUCAUAUCAUGUGCACUCUAGGGGGGAACCACUGAAAGCCUCUAACCGCCUGCCCAGGGACUACACAGACAGUGAGGAUGAGGGGGACCGAGAGGAGGAGGAAGAUGACCCAGAGAGGGAGGGCAAGCACUUUUACCAGCACUCUUCUGACUGCACAUCUGAAGAGGAGGAGGGCAGUCACAAGCAGAAUCAGCUGCACUGA